ACGCGUCUCCAAGGCAACGGCUACAAAACGAAUCGAUGAGCAAGUCAUCGAGCUCCAGGUGAAGGAAAGUCAGACUGCGGGAGAUUUAUUCUUUUUCAACUUUUUCAACCCAAAGUACAAUGCCAGUAUAAAGACUUUCGAUAUCCUGAAUGUCAACAGAAGUGUAAAGCUAUAUUAAUUGAGGAAUAACUUUGUAGAGUUGUUACAACCUGCGCUUUCUAGGUAGCUAAAGCUAGCGAGUUAACACCUAACGCUCUCGAGACUAUUUAUUCAGGUAGAACAGGGUGAAGGACAAAGCCUAGUCAGAAAUAGUUGAUUUUAUCUGCUAUAAGCACAACUGUUAUCACGAUAUAACCUAAAAAAGACAGAAUGAACCUGACGGAAGUAGAAGAGCACAUCACAGUGAAGUAUGAUAUCAAGAGGAGACUCGGGAAAGGGGCAUAUGGAAUCGUAUGGAAAGCAGUGGACAGGAAGACCGGAGAGACAGUGGCCGUGAAAAAAAUAUUUGAUGCUUUUAGAAAUAGAACUGAUGCUCAGAGAACUUUCAGAGAAAUCAUGUUCCUUCAGGAGUUUGGGGAUCAUCCCAACAUCAUCAGGUUGCUCAAUGUCAUUCGAGCCCAGAACGACAAAGAUAUUUACUUGGUGUUUGAAUACAUGGAUACUGACCUGCAUGCUGUUAUUAAGAAAGGCAACCUUCUGAAGGACAUUCAUAAACGCUAUAUCAUGUACCAGCUUCUCAAAGCCACCAAAUACUUACACUCCGGGAACGUUAUUCACAGGGAUCAAAAGCCCUCGAAUAUACUACUAGAUGCAGACUGCUUCAUCAAGCUGUGUGAUUUUGGCUUGGCACGCUCCCUCUCCCAGAUCCAAGAGGAUGCUGUGAAUCCUGCCUUAACAGAAUAUGUGGCAACACGGUGGUACCGUGCUCCUGAAAUUCUCCUUGGUUCCACUAGGUACACAAAAGGGGUGGACAUGUGGAGUGUGGGCUGUAUUCUGGGUGAGAUGUUGCUGGGCAAACCUCUUUUUCCUGGAACCUCAACCAUGAAUCAGAUAGAUAAAAUUAUGAGUGUUAUUCCACAUCCUAUGCCAGAAGACGUUGAGGCCAUCAGGUCGGAGUACGGGGCAUCUGUUAUUCAGAAAAUGCUGCUUAGGCCACAGGUGCCAUUAAGGGAUUUAAUGCAGCCUUCAGUGCCACCUGAUGCUCUUGAUCUGCUACAACGCCUGCUUGUCUUUAAUCCUGAUAAACGAUUAACUGCCGAGGAAGCUCUUCAGCACUCUUAUGUGGCCAAGUUUCAUAACCCAUCCAGGGAACCAAGUCUGGACUAUGAAGUUAUUCUUGCUGUAGAUGAUGAUAUACAGCUGUCUGUGACUCAAUACAGGAACAAACUCUAUGAGAUGAUUCUGGAGAAACGGGCCUCUCGGCAAAUGGCAAAAAAAAAUCAUCUGAUGCAGAAAGUGGAGGAAAAGCCUGGGAAAGAGGUUGGGGAAAAUGAACGGGAGAGUGCAAAUGCAAAAGAUAAAGAGUGUAAGAAGGCUGAGAGAAAGGAGGGUCAAGGGGAUAGUGAAAAGAAAUUGUUGCAACACAACAAAGACCAAACUGGAGCAAGAUCAGUCACUGCCAAGCCUGUCUCCAUACAAGAUCAAACACAAACAGCUGUUGGGAAAAGCAAUCCAGCUGCAAACGCAUGCAUGACCAAGACAUCUUACAACCCAAUCACACAUGUGUCCACUGAUGUGGUCAGACCAUCAAGUAAUCCUUCAGUGACUGCUCAGCAUCAACAUAACCGAUUUGGCAGAAAGGUGGUGCAGCAGACUCAGAACAAUGACAGCAGUAGCAUCUUGCCUGUACAGGCAACUAACAAGGGUGUAGAGCAGAGUCAGCAGCGUGGUCAGUCAGCCCCUAUGGGAGGCACCCGCUCCUUCUCCCUCACUCUGUUACAGCCACAGAAUAACACUCUAUUUCCUAAGGAAGAACCCAUCCUGACAUCAGGCCUGUGUGUCACCUCUGCACGGCUGAACCAGCGCUACCCCUCUCAGACUCGGACUGCAAAACCUCCACUCAGGUUUGGCAAGAAAGUUUUCCAAAACAAUGCAAACGUUUCUUCUGCAGGAGAUCCUCAAGCCACACUAGGCACCUACUCUCAGGCCUAUGGAGCCGUCAACAGAACAGAGCUGAACAACCUGCUUAGGGGUCACCAGUAGCUGUAGACUUUUAGAUUGCAUAUGUAAAUACAUUUAUAUGAAAGGAAACAUACACUCCUAUAUGAAGGGACUGUUGCAUGUAGGAUAUUGUAAAUUGUCAUUAAAUUUUGAUAUGUAUGAUCAAGAUAUAAUAUGAAAACUAAAAUGUGGACUAGUCUGAUUAAACUUUGUACAGAAAAGUUAACUUGCUGCAAUAAAUGUAAUUUGU
Hemibagrus wyckioides is the source of this 2410-nucleotide messenger RNA. It is a transcript of the gene mapk15, whose product is annotated as mitogen-activated protein kinase 15. Gene Ontology annotation, molecular function: MAP kinase activity; ATP binding. The record is from RefSeq and is a predicted model, not a curated record. Gene Ontology annotation, cellular component: cytoplasm; nucleus. Lineage: Eukaryota; Metazoa; Chordata; Actinopteri; Siluriformes; Bagridae. Gene Ontology annotation, biological process: protein phosphorylation; intracellular signal transduction. The transcript has 14 exons. Bases 370 to 2202 code for a protein of 610 amino acids.